UUAUUCAAAAUCAGUGUAAGGGGCCUGGGAACGACUGCGUUGCCUUGACAACAAAAUUAGAAGUAUUUUCCCAUGCGUCUCAUCAUGUACUAUCUGUAUGCAAAAUGUCAUUUGAUUUGAGCCAAUAAUAACUGAGCUAUGCUUCAGUUUACUAUUCAUUAAACAUACUUGCCCUACCAAUGACGUCACACGUUGUGCUGAAUCAGCAAUUUAUAUUUUGCACAUUUUUGCAUAUAACUUCGGAACCAGAUGAGAUAGAAUAGAGCAGUAAACGGCCAAUCGGCUUAUUUUUGCAUGCUCUUUCAGAUAAAGCAAUAAAAAUGUAUGAUGAAAUGUAUCAUAAAUGAAUGAUUAAUCUGCUUUAACAUAUCUUUGCCAAUUUGCGCAAAUUAAUGCUGGUUUACAAUAAAAUUUAUUUUGACCACACGCAGUUUUGUCUUUAAACAUUGAAACGUCAACCCAUAUUGACCAUAUACUCCACCAGACUGUAGCGUUGAUUAUGUGACCAGUGACCACGCGCAUUAUCCUUUGAUUUCCGAUCAUUUGCUGAUUUGCCAUAGUUCCCAACUUCCCAGAACAUUGUUCUUAACCGGUUAAUUAAUUCUAUCACAUGGCACCGAGUCAGGAGAUCCCAUGAGAUAGCACGGCGCAUGCGCGGGUUCAUUGCACGCCUCGUGUGGGUUCGAAGCGGACGAAGAAAAAUUUAGAGAAAAAUAUUUCAAGUUAAUUCAAGAAGAUUAAGCUACUUUCCUUGUGUCUACGUGGUAGAUACUUAAUCAAAAGCGUCCAACGUAGUUGGUAUCGCUGUGAUAACGGCCAAACCUUGUUUUGGCCCAAGAUUACUCAACCAGAAACCAACGUAGUUGUGUUCAUAGUGUGCAUAUAAAAUGGCCGAUGGCAAUGCACCGGUUGAGAGAAGGCAAAGAGAAGCCAGCUCUAGUCCUGGCCCUGUCGGCGACACAGUCUCGCCUCUCGCCGAGUUUAUGGAAGAAAUGAGAAAAUUCAAAGCCAGCAUGGCCUCCGAGAUGGCAUCCGUGCGUGGCGAAAUAAAUAAUUUCACCUCUACAUUUGACGACUCUACUUUUGACGACGAGCUUCGCCUGGACAUUGACGAAGGACAAGGUAGCGACUCGGAAACUGUGUCUACAUGUCUUGACACUAAAGUUGAACGUCUCCUUAAGGAAACCAGCAAGACGAAAAGUAGCGAGGAUUUGACGACAAGUUCAGAUAGCCUCCUUACAACUAUAGCACAAGAGCUCGAUGUUAGUGAACAGAUGGGCGCCGCUGUUCAAGAGCGUCUUGCCUCCAUAGUCGAGGGCCUUUUGAGCACCAAAUUAUCCGAUGAGAAAUGGCGAGAGAAAGUUGGGAAGUAUCCCCGACCCCAAAACUUAGAAAAUCUAAGAACUCCCAGAGUUAAUCCACUUAUAUGGAACCAACUCUCUGCUGGGGUUCGGACCAACGACGCCAAACAACAGCGAACACAGCAUGCUCUCGUUGGCGCCAUAGUUGCCAUGACGCAAGCGGCGGACCACGUGCUCAAAAGCGGAAAUCCUGAUGCAACGCUGAUAACAUCUUUGACAGAUGGCAUUGCAAUGGCUACCCAGUGUCAACAUGAUAUAAAUCAAGCACGUCGUAUUGCUAUGAAACAGGACAUGCACACAGAUUUUCAAGCACUGUGCAAUGUUCCAAUUCCUAGUGGGGAAUUUUUGUUUGGCGACUUGUCCAAACACACCAAAGAUAUUGCGGAUGCAAACAAGUUGGCGAAGAAAGUUCGCCCAUACCAGACUGCUACUGCACGAAGCAGACAGUCUAGUUCUGGCACUUAUAGCCGGUUUUCUACUGGGCAAUACAGACGUGGCCACCCAUAUCAACGACGUGAAAAUUUUUUCGACCGAGGUCGGUUUCACAAUGCAAAGAAAAAGAGAGGGGGAGCUGCAAAAAAGCAGUAAAUUCCUCAAUAACACAACCUGUACAUAGUAAGGUAAGAGAAACUGUCAGUUCAUAUUCAUUGCAUACUGUUGAUUCGUCUGACACGUCAAUAAUUGCUGGACGUUUAAAACAUUUUGUUGAUCGAUGGAAGCAACUGACCUCAGACCCAGUCAUAUUGAACUAUGUCAUGGGUGUUAACAUUGAAUUUAAUGAUCAACAUCCCAGCCAAUAUGCAGCCAAAGUUCGCCAUUUUAACAUGAGUGAAACUGCAAUUAUUGGAAAUGAGAUUAAUAAGCUUCUUAGCAAGGGGGUUAUUAUUCCCUCCAUACAUGAGCUAGGUGAAUUUAUUUCAUCAAUCUUUCUCAGACUUAAAAAAGACGGCUCAUAUCGUAUGAUACUUAACCUCAAGUCUUUCAAUGAAUUUGUGAAGCAUCGCCAUUUUAAAAUGGACACUUUAGAUGCAGCAGUAAAAAUGAUGAAGCCAAAUUGUUAUAUGGCCUCUAUUGAUCUCACUGAUGCCUAUUAUAUGGUGCCAGUGCAUGCGGCAGACCAAAAGUUCCUAAAAUUUGAAUUUUUGGGUCGCCUCUAUCAGUAUACCUGCCUUCCAAAUGGACUCUCGAGUGCUCCACGUAUAUUUACAAAAUUACUAAAACCAGUAUAUUCUACCCUACAUAGUAUGGGCCAUAUGAGUUCAGGGUACAUUGACGACUCCUACCUCCAAGGGGACACCCCUGCAGAAUGUUCUCGCAAUAUAUCAGCCACAAAAACACUUGUGACAGAGUUGGGAUUUAUACCUCACCCCAAGAAGUCCGUCACUGUCCCAACACAAAUUCUUGUGUUUCUUGGGUUUAUACUUAACUCAAUCAACAUGACAGUCUCCCCAACACAGGAGAAAAUAGACAAGACAGUGGCCGCUUGCAAACUAUUGUUAGCUAAAGCUGCAACUACAAUACAACAGGUUGCAGAAGUAAUUGGUCUAUUAGUCUCCAAUUUCCCUGGAGUGGAGUAUGGGCCUUUGCAUUAUCGAGAACUAGAAAUGGCUAAAUCUGCAGCAUUAACAUUAGCUUGUGGGGUCUAUGGUGCUAAAAUGACAUUAACUGAUAGGUGCAAGCAUGAAUUGGAAUGGUGGAUUACAAAUCUACCAAAUUCCACUCGUAAGAUUAUUCAUGGUAAACCAUUUGCUAUCAUUCAAUCUGAUGCUUCUACACAAGGAUGGGGGGCAGUCCGAGAGGGUACCUCUACAGGGGGUAGAUGGAGUACCAUUGAACAACAGGCACACAUCAAUGUGCUAGAACUCAAGGCAGCCUUUUUUGCCUUGAAAUCACUCUGUGUCAAUGACAGAGAUGGGCACAUUCAUUUGCAGCUUGAUAAUACAACUGCAGUUGCUUAUCUUAACAAAAUGGGGGGGACACAAUCUAGACCUCUCAACCAGUUAGCAGUUGAAAUCUGGCAGUGGUGCAUUGAAAGGAACAUUUGGAUCUCUGCAACUCAUAUAGCUGGCAAGGUUAAUGUUGAGGCAGAUAGAAUGUCUCGAGUAUUUCAUGAUAAGAAUGAGUGGAAGUUAAAUAAGCAAACAUUUCAGAACAUCUUAACAAAAUUUCCCAGCCUGGAAGUUGACUUGUUUGCAAGCCGAGUAAAUUUCCAACUUGCACAAUAUGUUGCAUGGCGACCAGAUCCUGGGUGUAUUGCAGUUGAUGCUUUUACAUUAAACUGGGAUACUAAGAUGUUUUAUGCCUUUCCACCAUUUAGUUUAGUUCCUCGUUGCUUGCAAAAGAUACUACAAGACCAAGCCUCAGGAGUACUAAUCGCUCCCUUCUGGCCGACCCAGGCCUGGUUUCCACAACUAUUACAGCUACUGUUCGAUCAACCAUGGAUCCUCGCACCAUCAACAAACCUCCUGCAGCACCCAGUUCAGUUGAUAUCACAUCCACUAGCCAAAACCCUUCGCCUGAUGGUUUGUCCUGUCUCCGGAAUCGCUUCGCGGCAGAUGACCUUUCAGAAGAAGUUACAGAUAUCAUUAUGUCAUCUUGGAGAACAGGUACCAAGAAACAAUAUUCCACCUACAUCCAAAAGUGGUUGGACUUUUGUCGUCAAAGGACGAUUGCUUGUCAUUCACCAACAAUGA
Molecule: messenger RNA, 4054 nt
Organism: Paramuricea clavata
Lineage: Eukaryota; Metazoa; Cnidaria; Anthozoa; Malacalcyonacea; Plexauridae
Source: the annotation of a GenBank genome assembly